Messenger RNA from Antechinus flavipes (yellow-footed antechinus), 3087 nucleotides. It is a transcript of the gene SPATC1, whose product is annotated as spermatogenesis and centriole associated 1. Lineage: Eukaryota; Metazoa; Chordata; Mammalia; Dasyuromorphia; Dasyuridae. The record is from RefSeq and is a predicted model, not a curated record. The coding region runs from base 454 to 2637 and encodes 727 amino acids. The transcript has 5 exons.
CCUUGCAGCUUUCCAAGGGGAAUCCAGAGGAUAGAAACACUGGGCCGAGGAAGGGAAUAAUUCCUAUAAAAUAUUGUCAGCCUAAGGCCGGUGACCCUCCAGAAGAUAUCACCUCUCGGGGACACUCAGGGAUCCCGAUCAGGGCUGCUGGGGAAGGGACUUGGUCUUCCAGGCAUUUGGGAAGCCCAGCUUUCUGACUUGGGGUGUCGGGUCUGAGGCCUGCGUGGACUGGGAGAGCUUGAGGCCUUUGCUUGAGAUCCCUAACAACCCACUGGAGGUCAAUGACAUGGAGAAAAGGGGUUACCAUAGCAAGGAAGGUGGGGCUUCUCCUAAGUCUCCAGGCCCCUAUAGGCAAGGUCAGUUGGAGUCUAGAUCAGGGAGGGGCUGGAAAGGUGAGCCUCUGACCUCACAAUAAGCCUGGAGUCCUGCACAUCCACCAUUGCGGGUCCUUCUAUGUCUCCCACCAGCCCGGGGCUUAGGCCCCGGCCUCCUGAGCGCUGCAGCAGCAGCAGUAUUUCCACUCCAGUUCCCCCCAUCAUGUCACUUCUCAGCAACUAUGAAGGCUUGAGGCAUCAAAUUGAGCGGCUGGUUCGGGAAAAUGAGGAGCUGAAGAAGCUGGUGAGGUUGAUUCGGGAAAACCAUGAGCUAAAGUCUGCCAUAAAAACCCAGGCAGGUGCCAUGGGUAUCAGUGGGAUCAGCAGCAUGUUCAACGAAGGAACGUCCGGCUCUACCCUUCAGACAACCGAUCGUACCUGUCCAACCGCAGGCCCAGUAUCAACAAAUGACCCUGGACUAGAUGAGUUAGGACUCUUAUCCUCAUUGGUUGACAUUCUGAAUUACUCCCAGUCCAGCUCUUCGACCAGCCCAGCAACCAGUCCUACCUCGAGCCCUAUAGGUGGUUCUUUGCCCUAUCCUCUAAAUAAUACAAUACCUGGCUCUGUGGCUGUUCUUCCAAACAAUCCACUGCUUAACUUUUUAGCUGGCAACCUGAAUAAUCCACUGGCUGGUUCCAUACCUGCAUCUCCAAAUGCCUUACUGGCAAAUCCUUUGCAGAGUUCUAGGGCUUGCCCUUCCACCAACCCAGUGACGGGCUCUGGAACUGUUUCUACAGCUACUGGUACUUCUGGCAACCCACUGACAGUGCCUCCCUCUGGCCCACUAACAGUCAUUCCUAUGACUGGUGCCACAAAUAGCCCUCCUACAGGUUCCCAUCCCCCAGUAACUUCUACAGGCAGUUCUCUCGAGGACUGUUCGACUGGGUCGAUGUCUGUCCCUCCAAUAAGCCCACUGUCGAGCUCAUUGUCAAACCCUCUAUGUGGGCCGAUGGCCGUCCCCCCAAUAAGCCCACUGUCGAGCUCAUUGUCAAACCCUCUAUGUGCUAGCUCUCCAAUUACUUCAAUGUCAAACACAUUAACAGGCGCUCUAAAUGACCCUCAAGACAAUUUGUUGCCCAAGCCUAGGGCCAACCACACGCUACUAAAUGAUCCCAGUCGGCCCCACUCCCCUUUGGAUGCAGGAUGUCACAGCCCUACAGCCUCAGCUGCUCCCUCUACCACGGUCCCCAAAGUCAUAAUUUCCACUGAGGGUAACAAAAUAACAAUGGGCUGGGAACCAUCUCUGGAUGUGAAGCCUUAUAACAUGGCAAUUGUGGGUCAGCCAAUCCAGACUUCCACACCCACCAUAACUGUUGGAACCCCCGUUGCAACUUUCUAUAGAUGCCCAGAAGCCUCAACACAAGGCAGUCCCUCUAUUGCUGCCAUGUCUUCUCUUUUGACCAGUGUCCCUCUACCUGGUACAAUUCCCAUAUCUACCCCUCCAGUUCCUGUUACUACCACUAGUUCCCAACCUGUAGCCACUGCCACCUCUCUUCACCAAAGUGCUCCCACAUCUUCCCCCUCAACUCUUAAUGCAGCUAUUUGCCAAGACACCUCCAAUACUUCCCAGCGCAAUAUUCUACAGCCUACCCCUCGUAAUGCCCUCGCUGCACAUGCUACCCUUUCUCUUCCACAUCCCUACCCUUCUCCACCACCACGUUCUUGCACCUCCUCUUCCUCUGCCAAUAAUGCCCGAGGGGCCCGUUCCUCAGAACCUCCAAACAAGAACCUCCUGGAGAUGGAGAGGAAGAUGGCCCAUCGGAAGACCUUAAAAGUCAACGAAACUCCCAGAGACCCUAAGCAGCUGACAUGGGAACGUCUGGUUGGGGAGAUUGCCUUCCAACUUGACCGACGAAUACUCUCCAAUAUCUUUCCUGAGAGAGUACGCCUCUAUGGCUUCACCGUCUCCAACAUCCCUGAGAAAAUUAUUCAGGCCUCCCUGAAUACUUCAAAUCACAAGUUGGAUGAAGAAUUGUGCCAGACACUCACUCAGCGUUAUGUGAGUGUCAUGAAUCGGCUGCAGAGCCUGGGUUACAAUGGGCGGGUCCACCCAGGGCUGACGGAGCAGUUGGUUAAUGCUUAUGGUAUCCUGAGGGAACGGCCUGAGCUGGCAGCCUCUGAAGGCGGCUGUUAUACCAUGGACUUCCUCCAGCGGGUGGUCACAGAGACGGUACCCCCCAGCAUGCUCAAUGAUGCUCUUCUGCUUCUCUCCUGCCUCAACCAACUCUCCCAAGAUGAUGGCAAGCCUAUGUUCAUCUGGUGACUGAGAUCUGCUAAACUCACGCUGGUGAACUACCUGUUAUUUUGUGCUUCCUUCAAAUCGAAUUUUCUGCUCUUCAGAUUGAGGAAACCACCCCUGGGCAUGGCCACUUAACCACGGGCAAGGUCCUUCCUAUCCCACCCCAGGUUCCCCACAUACCAAGCAAAGCUAUUAAAGCUAUUAAUUGCUAGGGAAGGAAUCAGUACUCUUGGGCUUUGGGUACCCAAAUUCUCAAUGGGGGAAGGUAAAGAAGGCAUUGAUAAAGUUACCAGCUGUCUCUCUCACCAUCCUCUCAGGGCUUGACAAUGGGAUGGGCUUCAGUAUUUAAAAGGUUUUUUUCCCCAAAGGUGCCUUUUAUACCAUUUUAUGCCUAACUAAACCCCACAAAGCCCCAGGCUGGGGGAUGUUGGCAGGAUGGGGAAGAGAAGAAAUAAAUGUCUUUAUGUCCUCUUA